Messenger RNA from Fusarium musae, 597 nucleotides. RefSeq lists its product as uncharacterized. The record is from RefSeq and is a predicted model, not a curated record. Bases 1 to 597 code for a protein of 198 amino acids. NCBI's taxonomy places the organism in Eukaryota, Fungi, Ascomycota, Sordariomycetes, Hypocreales, Nectriaceae. The transcript has a single exon.
AUGACUUCUCGUGAAGUCAAGGAACGCGCCCUCCUCGACCGCAUCCAGGAGCUUGAAGCAGAACUACGAGAGACAAAAGCCCGCUAUGCGGCCCUUGAGAUCAAGGCGAGAGACGACGCCAAGAAACUUGCCGAUAUAACGUCCAUCGUUGGGAGCGGCAUGCGUGGCGUUUAUGAGGCCAGCGGUGUCGCCAGCGGUGUCGAAAGCAGGCGUUUCGAGUCCCCAGCCGUGUCGGCUAAGAAGUCUGAGCUUGCCAAUGCCCUUCAGACUGUACAAUCUGGCCAGACCGACCUCACCAAGACCCUCCAGGAAGAGAACGAGAGACUCAGACAGUCGUCUCAGGCGCCCCCCGCUCAAACAGCUGAGCGCUCACCAACCCCAGUUGAGGCCUCUCAUUCUGCUGUCUCCUCUGAUGAUGAAUCCUCUCAACAGCCUGAGUCGCUGUCGAGUUACCUGGCGAGAAAGCCUGAGGGAUUCCAGUUUCCCAGUGUUCAAUCACGAUUCACUAUCACAAACAUACCCUCAAUCAAUGGGUCGAUGACUGAGCGAAAUCACAACAUACCCAAUGAACCAGGCUGGCGAGACUACUUGCCAUAA